Bombina bombina (fire-bellied toad) is the source of this 3166-nucleotide messenger RNA. RefSeq lists its product as uncharacterized. Lineage: Eukaryota; Metazoa; Chordata; Amphibia; Anura; Bombinatoridae. The record is from RefSeq and is a predicted model, not a curated record. The coding region runs from base 30 to 1679 and encodes 549 amino acids. The transcript has 2 exons.
CGGCUGUCUCCUCGAUCCUGGCUUCCAUCAUGGAGGCGAUGUCUCCGUCGGGUCCUCCAGCUCCUUUUCACGUGAUGCCGGUGUCGGGUCCUCCAAGCCAGGCCGCAGGUCCUCCAAGCCGGGUAGUAAGUGCGCAACCGGAAGUUCCGGUCACGCGCCCCUCCAUUUCCGGUUCCGGUUUCGUCGGCCACAGCAGCGUCGGGAGUCCAAGGGAGCGGCCGCAUCCUCAUCAGCUCCCGGAAGGUGAGCAUCAGCAGAGGAUGUCGGUCGGGGGAGGGUUAAUAGGCCGCAAGGGAGUGCAAGUGCGGCGGCAGCGGGCAUCUUCAUGGGUCAUUAGCAGGUUGGCGGCAGUAGGUAGAGGGCACCAUGAUGCCGGAAGAUGCCUUAUAAUUACCGCAGGGUUCACCAGAGGCUUUAACACAAGGAGAGGUGUUACCGCUAGGGGUAAUAGAUUAACUCAUUUGGGUAGAGGAAUUCUAUCAAGCGCUAACGCGCUAGGACAAGAGAUAGGCAGUCAGUUAGGUGGGCAAAUAAGUGCUAUGGAAUCACGCCAGAUGCACGCCCAGGCUCCAGGACAAUACAAUGUCGCGCUUGAACACGCCAAAGGGCAGAUGCACACAGAUAACAGGACAGCUCAUACUCAAUUUAGCGCAGCAUCACAUACAACCAGUAGCUGCACGAAUCCUCAAAGUAUGAAUGUACAAUCUGUGUCAAAUGCAGGUAUUGCAGGUAUGAAUGCGCAAUCUGUUUCACACACUAGGAUUUCAGGCAUGAAUGUGCAAUCUGUUUCUAAGGCAGGUAGGUCAGCUAUGAAUGUGCAAUCUGUUCCAAAUAGAGGUCUGUUGGCUAUGAAUGUGGCAACAUCCCAAUUGCAAGUUGGUGGUGUCAAUGCAGUGCAUGGAACAUUGGGUCAUGAUGUGGUUGGGAACCAUAACAUACAGAGUUCAGCUGGGGGAGGUGGUGUGUCAAGGAGGGUUUCUAGUGUUGCGAAUGCCAGCAUGAGUGACCAGAAUGCAUCAGGCUUGGGGUCUACUAACCCUCUCUUUACCGGUGUCCGUAGUGCUCGCGAUCUCUUCUCUUUGUUGCAGACCGCAGCGCAGAUGGAACCGCAACAGGUUGAUAUGCCUUCGGCUUCGUCUACUUCUACUUCAGCGAAUCCUCCUGAACAGGCGGGUUCAUCGUUACAGCGAGGAGCGUCUACCGACUCCAAUCAACGGGAAGAUGCUUCAAGGCCUGAUCCUUCUGCUUCAGGUCCGGAGUCUCAGGACAAUGCAGUUGCCGUCCCCGGACCUGUCAGCGGCGCCAAGAGGAUCUGGAUCGUGGGGCACUCCUAUGUGCAUUGGGCCUCCAUCCGUAGUUCCGCCCUUCCGGGGGGACAGAAUUUGGGCUUUCCUUUCACCCUAGAUUCAAUUAGAUGGUUAGGGAAGAGAGGGAUGUGUUGGCCCGCGCUUCCAUCGCGUAUUCCGGAGGCCCUAGUACGCUGGGGUAAACCUCAUGUUAUAAUUCUCCAUAUAGGGGGCAAUGAUUUGGGCGCCAUUCCGAUCUUGGAGCUAAUCAAGAUCAUGCAGGCGGAUAUCGCUUGGAUCAGGGCUCGGAUUCCGAAUGUGUUGGUCGGUUGGUCCAACAUAGUUCCCAGGCUGGAAUGGCAUCACAUGUCUAGCCACAGCGCUGCUUACUAGGUCAGGAAGAAGAUAAAUUCCUCAGUUGCUAGAACCGUCAUGGGUAAUGGGGGAUUCGUAGUUAAACACGAAUCCCUUACAGCCGACAAGGUCCAUUGUUAUAGAAUGGAUAGGGUUCAUUUAGAGACAGUUGCCCUAGAUAUUUUUAUAAAGGACAUUCGUAAGGCCAUAUUAACCCUCCUUUAAGUCCGGUUGGGUUGUGUUUGUCUUUUAUUGGUUGGCGGCACAGUUAUCAUCUCAAUGCUAUCUGGUGGCGGGAGGUAACGGCCCUGUUGCCUUGGAAAGGGUGAACGGGGGGAGUGAUGACCAGUCUAAAAGUGAGAGGGGUGGAUAGCCUCAAGUGCAUGUGAGGUGCCCCUCCUUCCCCUUGCGGGUGGGUCACGUGAUCUCAUUAACCCCUUAGUAGCAAUUUUACUAUGAGCAGAGGUCCCGCUCUGCUGCAGUUUCCGUUUGGGCCGUUUACCUUCUGCAGUGCUGGGUUGUCAUUAUAGCAUUCGUUCAGCCGCCAUCAUAACCUUGUUGGUUUCCAUGGUUACUUAUUUAAUUAAUAAAUGUUUAACCUGUGACGGUUAAAAAUUUUACCCACAAAAAGUUGUUGUGUUUUUAUUAUAGAGUUAAGUUGUUAUAUGUACCCUUCUACGGCUAGCGACCGAUAAGCAUUUAAUCCCUUAAGGCAGUGUAGGGCACAAUUGGGCCUGGAGCAAAGCUAAGGGUUAAAGCUGAAGGGAGAGAUAGGAGAAGAGGGCUGGCUAGGGAGGUUAGUUGCAACAAUGUUGCAUGCAAGGGAGGGGCCCACUACUCACCUUAAAAGUGGGGAUCAUCAGCUUCCUGGCCCUCUUCUUCCUGGAAUCCGGUGCAGACGAGUUCUUUUCCCCUCCCUCCCUUCCCUAUUACAAGAUGGCUUCCAAAUUUAUUUUAUUGUGCUAGGCGCUAAGAAUGCCUUCUCAGGCUAACUUAGUAGCCACAUAGUCAAUUGAGCAUUUCCAAAUUUAAAUUUUUCCCCUAGUUGGCGACGGGUAUGCCUAUUCAGGCUAACUUUGUCAGCCUCUUUAGUUAUUGGGCGUCUACCAUAUCCAGUCUACCUGGCUUUUGGCGGCUGAGUAGCGGAUCCCCUUUUCUAGGGGGUAGUCCCUAUUUUAUACCCUCUCGGCGGGAGGUAACGGCCCUGUUGCCUUGGAAAGGGUGAACGGGGGGAGUGAUGACCAGUCUAAAAGUGAGAGGGGUGGAUAGCCUCAAGUGCAUGUGAGGUGCCCCUCCUUCCCCUUGCGGGUGGGUCACGUGAUCUCAUUAACCCCUUAGUAGCAAUUUUACUAUGAGCAGAGGUCCCGCUCUGCUGCAGUUUCCGUUUGGGCCGUUUACCUUCUGCAGUGCUGGGUUGUCAUUAUAGCAUUCGUUCAGCCGCCAUCAUAACCUUGUUGGUUUCCAUGGUUACUUAUUUAAUUAAUAAAUGUUUAACCUGUGACGGUUAAAAAUUUUACCCACAAAAA